CUCCUCCUCCUCAACAACACCGUGGGGCGUGGAACUUUAAAUUUCAUUCUGAACGUUAAAAUGCUCGAAUAUAUCGUACAACGUUUCUUUUCAGUUCAAACGCCAAACGCGCAAGAUGACUACAUACACAGACAAAGGUGAAAAGCACGACAAUGCCAAGUUCAUCUGUUUCGACCACAUCACAUUCUGGGUUGGAAAUGCCAAACAGGCCGCAUCUUACUAUUGUAACAAGCUUGGAUUUGAACCGUUGGCCUACCAGGGUUUAGAGACUGGCUGUCGUGAUGUGGUGUCACAUGUGGUCAAACAAGGCAAGAUUAUUUAUGUAUUUGUCUCAGCCCUCAAUCCUGGAAACAAAGAAAUGGGAGAGCAUUUGGUCAAGCAUGGGGAUGGAGCUAAGGACAUUGCAUUCACUGUGGAGAACUGUGAUAACCUUGUGCAGAAAGCCAGAGAGCGUGGUGCCAUCAUAGUGAAAGAGCCUUAUGUACUGGAAGACAAAAAUGGCUGGGUAAAAUUAGCUGUUCUCCAGACGUAUGGGGACACCACACACACAUUUGUGGAGAGGACAGCCUACAAUGGGUUAUUUCUCCCAGGUUUCCGUCCUCCUCUUCACAGGGACCCUCUUUUGGCCAAGCUACCCAGUGGAUUGCUGGACUUCAUUGACCAUGUUGUAGGGAACCAGCCGGACGAUGAAAUGGUGCCUGUGGUGGAAUGGUACCAGAAGAACCUGCUCUUCCACCGCUUCUGGUCAGUAGAUGACAAGCAGCUGCAGACAGACUUUAGUGCACUUCGCUCCAUUGUUGUGGCCAAUUACGAAGAGACAGUGAAAAUGCCCAUUAAUGAGCCAGCCAUGGGAAAACGCAAGUCCCAGAUCCAGGAGUAUGUGGAGUACUAUGGUGGACCAGGAGUCCAGCACAUCGCCAUGAACACCUCAGACAUCAUCACCUCGAUCCGUCACCUGAAGGAGCGCGGCAUGGAGUUCAUGUGUGUGCCAGAUACCUACUACCAGAUGCUGAAAAAGAAACUCCAACACUCCCAGGUCAGGGUCACUGAGGACCUGGACAUCCUAGAGGAGCUGAAGAUCUUAGUGGAUUUUGAUGACAAUGGCUACCUGCUCCAGAUCUUCACCAAACCUGUUCAGGACCGUCCCACUGUGUUCCUGGAGGUCAUUCAGAGACAUAACCAUCAGGGCUUUGGUGCAGGAAACUUCAAGGCACUUUUCGAGGCCAUCGAGGCAGACCAGAAUGCUAGAGGGAACUUAACUAUCCUGUCCCCUAACGGAGAAUCUAACCAUAUUUGAAGUAAACCCCUUGAUUUAUGUAAUGUUCAUCUUUUAAGUUUUACAUUUUCAUUUUUCAAUAUUUAAAAUAAUUUGUUAAACUUUUUGGUAAGAAAUUUCAAUCAGAGAACCAGAACAAUGUUUAAUUACUUUGAAUGAUGAAGUGCUGCUCUGUGUACACACCCAACAAACUGAAAUAAUGGUGGGCAUGUCUUGUGAAGUCAAAUUGUGAAUUAUAUAGAAAUGCUUAAAGAAACAUGCACAAACUUAUUUGAUGACAAAUUAAAAUGUGUUUUAAGGUAAAACAAAAUUUUUGCCUUGUGGCUGGUAAAAAAAAAAAUGGUGUAAAAAGGAACAGCAACAUUGUGAGAUUUGAGACAACUUGGUGUUUAAAUCUACUACUAACUAGAGUUGGAUGACAUUAUAGAAAAUAACUAUGUAGUCUUAGCUUAAUUUUGUCUUAUUUGUUUUAUCUCUCUAAAAGACAUCCAUAUUCAAGUGAAAGGUGAGAAAACAAUACUGACACCCAAUAACCAGAUUACGGUAUGACUCAGUAAGACAUACAAUAACCACAGUACUGUAUAUGACUUAAUGAGUCAUACUAUAACCACAGUACUGUAUAUGACUUAAUGAGUCAUACUAUGACCACAGUACUGUAUAUGACUUAAUAAGACACUAUCACAACGCACAAACUGUCAGUUUACUACUGUAUCAUUUCUUAUAGCUGAAAAGCCAUUUUUACACAUUCCUCACCACUUUAACUCAUAUUUCUUUUUAUAACCUUCUUUAUUUUGGUUACUUUCAGCAUUUAUUUCUAAGAGCAUUUAAUAAAAAAUACAACUGC
Esox lucius (northern pike) is the source of this 2120-nucleotide messenger RNA. It is a transcript of the gene hpdb, whose product is annotated as 4-hydroxyphenylpyruvate dioxygenase b. Bases 116 to 1297 code for a protein of 393 amino acids. The record is from RefSeq and is a predicted model, not a curated record. Gene Ontology annotation, cellular component: endoplasmic reticulum membrane; Golgi membrane. The transcript is spliced from 14 exons. Gene Ontology annotation, biological process: L-tyrosine catabolic process. NCBI's taxonomy places the organism in Eukaryota, Metazoa, Chordata, Actinopteri, Esociformes, Esocidae. Gene Ontology annotation, molecular function: 4-hydroxyphenylpyruvate dioxygenase activity.